Messenger RNA from Closterium sp. Naga37s-1, 6618 nucleotides. Lineage: Eukaryota; Viridiplantae; Streptophyta; Zygnematophyceae; Desmidiales; Closteriaceae. The record is from the annotation of a GenBank genome assembly.
AUGGCGGAUCUGCUCCGCGAUCUCGACAGCUGGCAGCAGCUGGCAGAGGCGGCGCGUCCGAGCGGCGGAGGUGGGGGUAGAGGCCGAGAGGGGCGCGACUCCGGGAAUGGGAGGAAGACGGGUAAAGCGGCGGGGAAGACCAAGGACGGCACGGUAGCAGCAGCAAAGAAGAAAGCAAAGGGCAAACUCAACAGCGCGAAUAACACGGCAGCACAAGCCACAUCAGCGGCACCAUCAUCACCAUCAUCAUCAUCAUCAUCUGCAGCAGCAGCAGCAUCAGGAGAAGGGCGGCCGAUCAGGCACACAGUGGACUACUUUCGAGAGCACUGGGUUCCGCCUCCCUCUCCUGUCAACGCCGAGCCGUCCACGUCAGCGCCAGGCUGGAACGUCGGUUUCUUAGGUGGCGGUAGCAAGAAACCAUCAGGUCAAGCCAGAGCAACAGGAGCAGCAUCAGGCGGGGCAGCAGGUGGGGGAGCAGAUGGAGCAGCAAGAGGAGCGGAACCAAAAGCAGCAAGAGCAGGGGGAGGAGCAGGGGCGGUUGGGGAAGCAGGGGGGGCUGCAGAGCUUGUUAGCAGGCUGGCAGCAGCAGCUGAUGUUGGGGGGGAGGGGGAUGGAGACGAGAUUGGGGGUGUGGGGGGGAGGGAGAGGGGGAAUGGAGGCAGCAGCUGCAGCAGAGAAGGAAAGGGUGAGUGGGGAGAGAGGGUGGGGAGGAAUGGAGUGAGUGAUGGGGAUGGGAGAGAGGGCAACGAGCAUUUCAAGGCCGGUCGCUUUGAGGACGCCCUCUCCUGCUACUCCCAGAGCAUCGCCCUCCAUCCCACCGCUGUCGCAUUCGCCAACCGAGCCAUGGCUGCACUGAAACUUGGCAGGUACGAGGAGGCUGAGGCGGAUUGCACAGAGGCGUUGGAUCGGGACGACGAGUACGUGAAGGCAUUGGCAAGGAGGGCUACUGCGAGGCUGAAGCUCAGUCGACCCAUUGAUGCACUGCAAGACAUAAACCAAGGCCUGUCCCUUGAUCCCGGCAACAAAGACUUGCUGAAGCAGCAGGCACAGGCGAACGCUCUACUGCAGAAGCAAGCCAAGGAGGGAGUGGGUGUGAUUGCGAGAGCGCUCAAGGCAGGGGCAGCAGGCUGCCAGGUUGUUGUGCCAGGGGUUUCAGGGAUAGCGGGAGGAGCAGGAGCAUCAGGAGCCGCUGCUACUGUUUCAGGGCUUGCUACGGACGUUACAGGAGACAGAGCGGUUGAAAGGAUUACGGAGGUUCAGGGCGUGAAGGGUGCGAGGGAGAUUCAGGAGAUGAAGGAGGUUAAGGAGGCUAAGGAGGCUAAGGAGAUUAAGGGGUUUCAGGAGGAGAAGGCAGUUACAGAGGUUGAGAGGGGUGCAGAGAGUUCAGAAGCCACGGAAGUUGGUGGGGUAAUAGGGGACAGAAGGGUAACAAGGGCUGCAGAGUCGGAGGGAGGUGCUGGGGAGGGUGAGGGGGAAGGUGGGGGGGGAUGUGCGGGGAGUGUAAGGAUCAGUGAGGUUACAGAGGGGGAUACACAAGGGGAAGGACCCAUUUCGUCGGGAGCAGAGAAAGGGGGAAAGGCAGAACACGAGGAAAAGGAGGAGGAGACAUUAGGAAGACAACGAGAGGGAACGGAGGAGGUCAGGGUGUGGACUGCCGCUUUCCAUGGCCCUGCUCCUCUGCUGCCCACUGCCCUCGCUCCCUCUGCCCUCGCUCCCUCUCCUUCCCCUGCAAGCGCGACUGCUGUCACUGCCGCCCCUGCCACCGCCCACCCCGCGCUUAUAACUGCACCUGGUGCUGUUCCCGGUCGGCAGAGCGUUGACCUCACAUCCACACAUGAGGCAGCAGCAGUAGAACGUAGUUGUGAGUCGACCCACAAGCCAUCGCCGGGCAUAGAGCUCACAUCAGCACAUAACACGGCAGUGCCAGGGACGUCUGAGUCGACUCGAAAGUCAUCCCCAGGUGUUGAGGUCACAUCAGCACAUGACGUGGCAAUUGAGGGGACUUACGAGUCGACUCACAAGUCACUGCGGGGUGUCGAGCUGACGUCAGCGCAUAAUGCAGCGGUGUCUCGAGCGGCGGAGAUUCUGCGAGAAAAGGCAGCUGCAGCUGAGAUGAUGGCGGUGAGGCAGAAGGAGGGGGAGGGGGAGUCAGCAUUGGAUUUUGAGAGGUGGUGGCGGCGGCUGCAGGGGUGUGAUGACGCACAGGCUGCCUUGAUCAAGGACACUACUUGGUCACUUCAAGUGGAGUCAAGAGCCACCCCUCGCCUCACCCCUGCCCCCAUUCCGCGCUCCUGCAGUCCCUCCCUCCCGCCUGCCCGCCUGUCCCUCCGCCCUCUCACCUCCCCUCUCACCUCCCCUCUCACCUCCCCUCUCACCUCCCCUCUCACCUCCCCUCUCACGUCCUCUCUCACCUCCCCUCUCACCUCCCCUCUCACCUCCCCUCUCACGUCCCCUCUCACCUCCCCUCUCACCUCCCCUCUCACCUCCCCUCUCACCUCCCCUCUCACCUCCCCUCUCACCUCCCCUCUCACCUCCCCUCUCACCUCCCCUCUCACCUCCCCUCUCACGUCCCCUCUCACCUCCCCUCUCACCUCCCCUCUCACGUCCCCUCUCACGUCCCCUCUCACCUCCCCUCUCACCUCCCCUCUCACCUCCCCUCUCACCUCCCCUCUCACCUCCCCUCUCACCUCCUCUCUCAAUCCAUCCCAUCCCCUCCCUUCAACCCAUUCUCCCCUCUGCAGUCCCUCCCGUCUGCGUGCCUGUCGACCAUCUUCAAGGACUCUCUCUUUCCGGCCUUUCACCUCCCCUCUUGCCUCCCCUCUCACCUCCCCUCUCAAUCCAUCCCAUCCCCUCCCUUCCCUCCAUUCUCCCUCCUGCAGUCCCGCCUCUCAACCAUCUUUAAGGACUCACUCUCCCGCCUCUCCUCUCUGCCUGCUGCUAACCUCCCCUCUCACUCCAUCCCGUGCCGCCCCUACCUCCUGUGUUCCUAAUGCUUCCCCCCCCCCACCUACAGUCCCUCCCGCCUGCCCGCCUGUCAACCAUCUUCAAGGACUCACUCUCUCCCGCCUUUCACCUCCCCUCUUACCUCCCCUCUUACCUCCCCUCUUACCUCCCCUCUUACCUCACCUCGUACCUCCCCUCUUACCUCCCCUCGUACCUCCCCUCCCCUCUUACCUCCCCUCUUACCUCCCCUCGUACCUCCCCUCUUACCUCCCCUCGUACCUCCCCUCUUACCUCCCCUCGUACCUCCCCUCUUAUCUCCCCUCGUACCUCCCCUCUUACCUCCCCUCUUACCUCCCCUCGUACCUCCCCUCUUACCUCCCCUCGUACCUCCCCUCUUACCUCUCCUCGUACCUCCCCUCUUACCUCCCCUCUUACCUCCCCUCUUACCUUCCCUCUUACCUCCCCUCUUACCUCCCCUCGUACCUCCCCUCUUACCUCCCCUCUUACCUCCCCUCGUACCUCCCCUCUUACCUCCCCUCGUACCUCCCCUCUUACCUCCCCGCGUACCUCCCCUCUUACCUCCCCUCGUACCUCCCCUCUUACCUCCCCUCUUACCUCCCCUCGUACCUCCCCUCUUACCUCCCCUCGUACCUCCCCUCUUACCUCCCCUCGUACCUCCCCUCUUACCUCCCCUCUUACCUCCCCUCUUACCUUCCCUCUUACCUCCCCUCUUACCUCCCCUCGUACCUCCCCUCUUACCUCCCCUCGUACCUCCCCUCUUACCUCCCCUCUUACCUCCCCUCUUACCUCCCCUCUUACCUCCCCUCUUACCUCCCCUCGUACCUCCCCUCUUACCUCCCCUCGUACCUCCCCUCUUACCUCCCCUCUUACCUCCCCUCGUACCUCCCCUCUUACCUCCCCUCGUACCUCCCCUCUUACCUCCCCUCGUACCUCCCCUCUUACCUCCCCUCUUACCUCCCCUCGUACCUCCCCUCUUACCUCCCCUCGUACCUCCCCUCGUACCUCCCCUCUUACCUCCCCUCUUACCUCCCCUCGUACCUCCCCUCGUACCUCCCCUCUUACCUCCCCUCGUACCUCCCCUCUUACCUCCCCUCUUACCUCCCCUCUUACCUCCCCUCUUACCUCCCCUCUUACCUCCCCUCUUACCUCCCCUCUUACCUCCCCUCUUACCUCCCCUCUUACCUCCCCUCGUACCUCCCCUCUUACCUCCCCUCUUACCUCCCCUCGUACCUCCCCUCUUACCUCCCCUCGUACCUCCCCUCUUACCUCCCCUCAUACCUCCCCUCUUACCUCCCCUCGUACCUCCCCUCUUACCUCCCCUCUUACCUCCCCUCUUACCUCCCCUCUUACCUCCCCUCUUACCUCCCCUCUUACCUCCCCUCUUACCUCCCCUCUUACCUCCCCUCUUACCUCCCCUCGUACCUCCCCUCUUACCUCCCCUCGUACCUCCCCUCUUACCUCCCCUCUUACCUCCCCUCUUACCUCCCCUCUUACCUCCCCUCGUACCUCCCCUCUUACCUCCCCUCGUACCUCCCCUCUUACCUCCCCUCGUACCUCCCCUCUUACCUCCCCUCUUACCUCCCCUCUUACCUCCCCUCGUACCUCCCCUCUUACCUCUCCUCGUACCUCCCCUCUUACCUCCCCUCUUACCUCCCCUCUUACCUUCCCUCUUACCUCCCCUCUUACCUCCCCUCGUACCUCCCCUCUUACCUCCCCUCUUACCUCCCCUCGUACCUCCCCUCUUACCUCCCCUCGUACCUCCCCUCUUACCUCCCCGCGUACCUCCCCUCUUACCUCCCCUCGUACCUCCCCUCUUACCUCCCUCGUACCUCCCCUCGUACCUCCCCUCGUACCUCCCCUCGUACCUCCCUCUUACCUCCCCUCUUACCUCCCUCUUACCUCCCUCUUACCUCCCCUCUUACCUCCCCUCUUACCUCCCCUCUUACCUCCCCUCGUACCUCCCCUCUUACCUCCCCUCUUACCUCCCCUCUUACCUCCCCUCUUACCUCCCCUCUUACCUCCCCUCGUACCUCCCCUCUUACCUCCCCUCUUACCUCCCCUCUUACCUCCCCUCUUACCUCCCCUCGUACCUCCCCUCUUACCUCCCCUCGUACCUCCCCUCUUACCUCCCUCGUACCUCCCCUCUUACCUCCCCUCUUACCUCCCCUCGUACCUCCCCUCUUACCUCCCCUCGUACCUCCCGCGUACCUCCCCUCUUACCUCCCCUCUUACCUCCCCUCUUACUCCCCUCGUACCUCCCCUCUUACCUCCCCUCGUACCUCCCCUCUUACCUCCCCUCUUACCUCCCUCUUACCUCCCCUCUUACCUCCCCUCUUACCUCCCCUCUUACUCCCCUCUUACCUCCCCUCUUACCUCCCCUCUUACCUCCCCUCGUACCUCCCCUCUUACCUCCCCUCUUACCUCCCCUCGUACCUCCCCUCUUACCUCCCCUCGUACCUCCCCUCGUACCUCCCCUCUUACCUCCCCUCGUACCUCCCCUCUUACCUCCCCUCGUACCUCCCCUCUUACCUCCCCUCGUACCUCCCCUCUUACCUCCCCUCUUACCUCCCCUCUUACCUCCCCUCUUACCUCCCCUCUUACCUCCCCUCUUACCUCCCCUCUUACCUCCCCUCGUACCUCCCCUCUUACCUCCCCUCUUACCUCCCCUCUUACCUCCCCUCGUACCUCCCCUCUUACCUCCCCUCUUACCUCCCCUCGUACCUCCCCUCUUACCUCCCCUCGUACCUCCCCUCUUACCUCCCUCGUACCUCCCCUCUUACCUCCCUCGUACCUCCCCUCGUACCUCCCCUCUUACCUCCCCUCUUACCUCCCCUCUUACCUCCCCUCUUACCUCCCCUCUUACCUCCCCUCUUACCUCCCCUCUUACCUCCCCUCUUACCUCCCCUCGUACCUCCCCUCUUACCUCCCCUCGUACCUCCCCUCUUACCUCCCCUCGUACCUCCCCUCGUACCUCCCCUCUUACCUCCCCUCUUACCUCCCCUCUUACCUCCCCUCUUACCUCCCCUCUUACCUCCCCUCGUACCUCCCCUCUUACCUCCCCUCGUACCUCCCCUCUUACCUCCCCUCGUACCUCCCCUCGUACCUCCCCUCUUACCUCCCCUCUUACCUCCCCUCGUACCUCCCCUCUUACCUCCCCUCGUACCUCCCCUCGUACCUCCCCUCUUACCUCCCCUCUUACCUCCCCUCUUACCUCCCCUCUUACCUCCCCUCUUACCUCCCCUCUUACCUCCCCUCUUACCUCCCCUCUCGACUCAAUUAAUCGGCUCACUCUUUCGCACAGCACCACUGGCUCUGCUUCUUGCCCUCUCCUCACACCCCCAUCUUCCUGCCCUCUCCUCACACCCCCAUCUUCCUGCCCUCUCCUCACACCCCCAUCUUCCUGCCCUCUCCUCACACCCCUCUCUCCCCUUCCCCUCCGCGCCCUCUCUCCCUCCCAGCUCCGAUGCCCCAGCAGCAGUGGCUCGGCUCUCUGCCUUCCCAUCUGUGCCGCGCUUCCCCAUCCUCCUCGUCUGCGUGCCUGCCAAUGACAAGAAACGUCUGUCGAAGCUGUGGGAUGAAGCUCUUGCUGCGUCCACCCCUUCCACCGCCACUCAUACCACUCUGCAGCAGCUUCGCUCAGCGUACAAGCUCUAG